Aricia agestis (brown argus) is the source of this 2545-nucleotide messenger RNA. RefSeq names its product long-chain-fatty-acid--CoA ligase 5. Lineage: Eukaryota; Metazoa; Arthropoda; Insecta; Lepidoptera; Lycaenidae. Gene Ontology annotation, cellular component: membrane; endoplasmic reticulum. The record is from RefSeq and is a predicted model, not a curated record. Gene Ontology annotation, biological process: long-chain fatty acid metabolic process. The coding region runs from base 159 to 2381 and encodes 740 amino acids. The transcript has 15 exons. Gene Ontology annotation, molecular function: long-chain fatty acid-CoA ligase activity.
AUCGACCAGCGAUCGUACUGCGCGCCUGCGUACGCGCACCGCGUUAAGUGACUGUGUUGGCUCCUCGUGCUGUAUGCGGAAAUGGAGCAUGCUGAUUGAACAGCUGAGAGCAGUUCUAGCAAAAUGUGUCUUGUGAACCAGUGAUUAAAAAAAACAAAAUGGAGAGUGAAAUGGACAGUGCGAACUUUAAAGAGGCUAACAAGACUGAGUUUAGUGUUAAGGAGAUGUAUCGCAAGUUGAAGAAGAAGCUGAUGAAGGCUGAGAAGAAAAAGACUGAGAUUAUUGAAACGAAAGAGAAGACGAUCUGGUGGAAUCAAUGCAGCAGCUUAAGUGAAAUAGAUCAGUAUUUAUGGAUGGUGGGGGGCUCCGCGGGGGCGCUUGCCCUGACCGGCGUGGCGGCGGCGUCGGCCUACUACCUCAGCACGAGGCCGAAGCCCGAGAAACCUCUGGUCACGCUGCACGAGCAGAGCCUACUGGAACCGGGACCUGAAAUGGUACGAGUGUCGAAGUUCUACAAGGAGGCCAAAAAUGGAAAGUUCCUACGGUACCUGCACGACGAUACGCGUACCUUAUACGAAACGUUCCGAAGAGGAGUCAAGGAAUCAAAUAAUGGCAACUGCCUGGGCUGGCGGGAGGGACCAAACCGGCCGUACAUGUGGCAGAACUACAACGAGACACUGCUCAGGGCCAAGAACUUCGGCUCCGGGCUGAUAGCCCAGGGCCUGGCGCCGGGACAGAAUACCUUCGUUGGUAUCUACGCCCAAAACUGUCCGGAGUGGGUGAUGGCGGAGCAGGCCGCCUACUGCUACUCCAUGGUCAUAGUGCCGUUGUACGACACACUAGGAGCCAACGCAUGUGCCUUUAUUAUUAAUCAAACUGAAAUGUCAAUAGUAGUGUGCGAGGACGACAAGAAAGCUAAUCUCCUACUGGACCAAGCACCCCGGUGUCUUCGCAAGCUGAUCACGAUAAAGGAGAUCUCCCCGUCCACUCACCAGAGGGCGCGCAGCCGGGGCGUCGAGAUAGUGAGGUUCAGUGACGUGGAGAUCCAGGGGGCGCAGAAGGACCACCCGUGCGUUCCACCGAGACCAGAAAGCCUCUGCACGAUCUGCUACACGUCAGGCACGACCGGCACCCCCAAGGGUGUGAUGCUGACGCACGAGAACGUGGUCGCGUCAAUGUGCAGCGUCAUCAUGCAGCUGGGAGAGCACAGACCCUCGAAGCACGACAUCAUGCUGUCUUUCCUGCCUCUUGCGCAUAUGCUGGAGAGGUGUUGUGAGAAUGCAGUAUACAUGGUGGGUGGUGCUGUGGGUUUCUACAGUGGAGACAUCAGGAGAAUAGGCGACGAUCUGACCGCACUAAGACCUACAAUAAUGCCAGCGGUACCGCGCCUCCUGAACAGACUAUACGACAAAGCCCAGAGCGAAAUAUCUAACUCGAAAAUCAAGAAACUGCUCUUCAAUAUGGCAUUGUCGGCUAAGGAGUCUGAAUUAAAAAGAGGCAUAAUCCGCGGCGACUCGAUGUGGGACAAGCUGGUAUUCCGCAAGGUGCGCGAGGGCAUGGGCGGUCGCCUGCGCAUCAUGGUGGUCGGCUCCGCGCCGCUUGCCGGCAACGUGCUGACAUUCGCACGCUGCGCCCUUGGCUGUCUGAUCGUGGAGGGUUACGGUCAGACGGAGUGCACGGCGCCGGUGACGCUGACGGUGCAAGGCGACCACGUGCCAGAACAUGUUGGGCCUCCCGUCGCUUGUUGCAAAGUGAAGCUAGUGGACGUCCCAGAAAUGGAGUAUUAUGCGGCGCAGAACCAGGGUGAGGUGUGCGUGCAGGGAGCCAAUGUGUUCAAAGGCUACUUCAAGGAGAUAGAGAAGACGAGGGAGGUGAUAGACCAGGAUGGAUGGCACCACACGGGAGACGUGGGGAAGUGGCUGCCGAAUGGUACACUGAAGAUUAUUGACAGGAGAAAACACAUCUUCAAGUUAUCACAAGGAGAGUACAUAGUUCCGGAAAAAAUUGAGAACAUUUACAUACGGAGUCAGUACGUUGAUCAGGUCUUCGUACAUGGCGAAUCUUUGAAGUCGUGUAUAGUGGCAGUGGUGGUGCCAGACGUGGACGUGAUCAAGUGCUGGGCGCUGGAGAACGGCAUCAAGGGCACGCUGUCGGCGCUGUGCGAGAACCCACAGGUCAAGAAGGUCAUCAUGGAGGACAUGCUGCAGUGGGGAAGGAACGCGGGCUUGAAGACUUUCGAACAGGUUAAGGACAUCUACCUACAUCCAGAUCCCUUCUCAGUGCAAAACGGCCUCCUGACACCCACGAUGAAGGCGAAACGGCCGGAAAUACGAAGCUACUUCAAGCCCCAAAUCGAGGAUAUGUACAAGCAACUAGAAUAACCCUAAUACAUGUAAAUAUUAUCUGUAAGUCCACGUGUUUGUGCGAAUUUGUAAACCUUUACAUGCUUUUCAGGCAGGGAAUUUCAAAUUUAGAUUGGCAGUUUUUUUCUGCCACUCACAAGUUCACUAGACCAAACAUAGAUGGCGUUAAUUUUUUCUUGUAA